This is a messenger RNA of Haliotis rubra (blacklip abalone), 1739 nucleotides long. RefSeq names its product cytochrome P450 2U1-like. Gene Ontology annotation, biological process: xenobiotic metabolic process. Gene Ontology annotation, cellular component: cytoplasm; intracellular membrane-bounded organelle. The record is from RefSeq and is a predicted model, not a curated record. Gene Ontology annotation, molecular function: heme binding; oxidoreductase activity, acting on paired donors, with incorporation or reduction of molecular oxygen, reduced flavin or flavoprotein as one donor, and incorporation of one atom of oxygen; iron ion binding. Lineage: Eukaryota; Metazoa; Mollusca; Gastropoda; Lepetellida; Haliotidae.
UGUUAUCACAGUGAGUAUUGGGAAUGCGCCACUCGACGGUUGUACUAAGCCUCGCUCUCUCGUGUCAGGUUUUAGACAGUUUGGAAACUACCGCACGACGAUGUGGGACUUCGGAGUUACAACAGUUGCCUUAUUUCUGGUCGUGGUACUGGUAGUGUUAUGGCUGUCAACGCGGCGAGCACCUGGACUUCCACCCGGCCCCCCCUCUCUUCCGUUCGUGGGGAACGCCCUGUCCAUGGACUCUGAUCCCCGGGUCUUGUUCAAGAACCUCCGACAGAAAUAUGGCGAUAUUUUCAGUCUGUAUGUUUUCCACAAGCCUCUCAUCGUCCUCAACGGCUACGACGUUCUCAAAGAAGCCAUGGUCAAGAACGCCGACGUCUUCUCCGACAGACCGCACUCUUCAUUAAUGGACUUUGUAACAAAGGGAAAAGGAGUAAUCGGAACCUCCGGGGACUUGUGGCAUGAACAGAGACGAUUUGCUCUCAAUGCUCUGCGAGAGUUUGGAGUGGGAAGAACCAUCAUGGAGGACAAAAUACACGAGGAAAUUGCACAGUUUCUGUUGGCUCUGGAGGAACAGAAAGGACAGGGUUUCAAUAUACAACGUCUUGUGCAGAAUGCCGUAUCAAAUAUCAUCUGUUCUACUGUAUUUGGCAAACGCUUUGAAUAUACCGACCCUCUCUUUGUCAGAUUUCUGGAAUCUCUGGAUGAGAAUUUUCAAAAUACCAAAGCAACUGGAGUAUUGAACGUUUUUCCUGUUGUGCGAUUUCUGCCUGGAGAUCCGUUUAAGUUCACGAAAACAAUGGACAAUAUCAAUUUAGUGCACAAUCUGCUGAUUCAACCUUCAAUUAAGGGCCACUUAAACGAUCACAAUGAAGAAAAUCGAGACGACUUCAUCCAUGUGUACUUGACCGAAAUGCGACGUCGCCAACAGACACAAGAAACAACAACGUUAGACUUGGGGAAUCUGGCUCGGGUUAUUGCUGAUCUGUUCACUGCGGGUACAGAGACAACGUCCACCACAAUACGUUGGGCGCUAGUCUACUUCCUGAACUACCCGGAUGUACAAGAGAGGUGCUUCCAGGAGAUUCUGGAAAACGUGGGUCAGAGCAGACGACCAUCCAUGAAGGACAAGACGAACCUUCCUUACGUGGAGGCUACCAUCUUGGAAGCACUGAGGUACGCUGACAUUGUCCCUACGGCAGUCCCCCACGCAGUUCCACAAGAUGUACAGUUCAGGGGAUACACCUUCCCGAAAGGCGUUACAGUCAUGUUGAACCUUGAUUCAGUUCUCCAAGACCCGGAUGUAUGGGGAGACCCGCAAAACUUUCGGCCGGACCGUUUCCUCGAUGGCGCAGGCAAGAUUCAGAAGAGGGAGGAAUUUAUCCCCUUUUCUUUGGGACGAAGGGUUUGCCUGGGGGAGGCAAUGGCCCGGAUGGAGCUCUUCCUCUUCCUCACCACCAUGAUUCAGAGGUUCAAGUUCGUCCCAGUGAACGGGAAAAAGCCUCCAAUGGAUGGAAUAAUGGGCUUCACGCAUUCGCCAAGUGAAUUCCAAGUAAAAGCUAUUCCCCGAAAUUAAUACUGUUUAGAUCAGCACCACGUCAACAAGGACACAAAGCAUAGACCCUGUGAGUGUUGCAACGUUGUGAAACAAAAGGAACAAGACUUCGGAUACAUCAGCAUGACACCAGACUCUUUGUCAAGUUAUUGGUUAAUAAUAUAAAUAUAGCAACAAGCAGCGA